Messenger RNA from Elephantulus edwardii (Cape elephant shrew), 1110 nucleotides. RefSeq names its product ring finger protein 34, E3 ubiquitin protein ligase (gene RNF34). Gene Ontology annotation, molecular function: ubiquitin protein ligase activity. The record is from RefSeq and is a predicted model, not a curated record. Lineage: Eukaryota; Metazoa; Chordata; Mammalia; Macroscelidea; Macroscelididae. Gene Ontology annotation, cellular component: plasma membrane; cytoplasm. Gene Ontology annotation, biological process: negative regulation of extrinsic apoptotic signaling pathway via death domain receptors; protein K48-linked ubiquitination; proteasome-mediated ubiquitin-dependent protein catabolic process. The coding region runs from base 13 to 1110 and encodes 365 amino acids. The transcript has 6 exons.
GGCGCCACGUCCAUGUGGGCUUCCUGCUGUGGGCUGCUGAAUGAAGUCAUGGGCACCGGCGCGGUGAGGGGCCAGCAGGCAGGAUUUGCAGGAGGCGCCGGGCCGUUCAGAUUUACCACCAACCCUGACUUCUCCUCCUACCCACCAGCAGCUACAGACGGGCCGAAUAUAGUCUGCAAGGCCUGUGGACUCUCGUUUUCCGUUUUCAGAAAGAAGCACGUGUGCUGUGACUGCAGGAAGGACUUUUGCUCUGUGUGUUCCGUCUCACAAGAGAACUUACGCAGAUGCGCCACCUGCCACUUACUCCAGGAGACGGCCUUCCAGCGGCCUCAGUUAAUGCGCCUCAAGGUCAAGGACCUCCGGCAGUACCUCCUCCUCCGGAACAUCCCCACGGACACGUGUCGGGAGAAGGCAGACUUGGUGGACCUGGUGCUGUGCCACCGUGGACUGGGCCCCGAGGAGGACACGGACACCAGCAGCCUCCACUCCUCGAGGUCCCAGACUUCUAGCCUUUUUACACAUUCAUUCUUUUCGAACUACACAGCUCCCUCCGCUACCAUGUCUUCGUUUCAGGGAGAGCUUACGGACGGAGACCAGACGUCAGGGCCUGGAGCACUGGCACAGGAGCCUAGUGACCUAGCUUCCGCCAAUACCGAUGAGGAGGAGGAGGAGGAGGAGGAGGAUGAAGACAACACCCAGGAGCAGGUGAGGCCCUCCACCCCAGGGCUCUCCAGGAAGAGGGUGAGGGCGUCCUUGUCCGACCUCUCGAGCCUCGAAGACGUGGAAGGGAUGAGCGUGCGUCAGCUCAAGGAGAUCCUGGCGCGGAAUUUUGUCAACUAUUCUGGCUGUUGUGAGAAAUGGGAGCUGGUGGAGAAAGUCAACAGACUGUACAAAGAGAAUGAGGAAAACCAGAAGUCCUACGGUGAGCGGCUGCAGCUGCAGGACGAGGAGGAUGACAGCCUGUGCCGCAUCUGCAUGGACGCGGUCAUUGACUGCGUGCUGCUCGAGUGUGGCCACAUGGUCACCUGCACCAAGUGUGGUAAGCGCAUGAACGAGUGUCCCAUCUGCCGGCAGUACGUGGUGCGAGCCGUGCACGUGUUCAAGUCCUGA